This is a messenger RNA of Symbiodinium necroappetens, 717 nucleotides long. Lineage: Eukaryota; Dinophyceae; Suessiales; Symbiodiniaceae. The record is from the annotation of a GenBank genome assembly.
AUGGGAAUACCGGGGGAGCUGCUAGACGGAGUGCCGAUGAGUGGUGGCAUGCGGCCCAUAAACUCAGCCCCCGGCAUGUCCGGUGGAAUGCAGACCGGUGGCAUGCCGGGCAACGUUGUGGCAAUGUCGACAAUGCCUCGUAUGGUGCAAGGUGCGCCUGGUGCCUCCACAGAAGCUGUCAUGGCACAGGGCUGUGCCGUUGAUGGGCAAGGCUUUGCAUACCCUGGCUUCCAGGGACAAGGGAUGAUCCUGCAGCCCAUGCAGACGUUUCCUGGUGCACAGUUGCACCUGGUACCGGUAGCUUCAGCUGCUGCCGGGAACAACACGCGCUUCCGUGGCAGAAUAAAGUCGUUCAAUGCGAAGCAAGGAUUCGGCUUCAUAGAAAACUCAGAGGCAUUCGCAAUCUUCGGCAGGGACGUCUUCCUCCACAAGGCACAGAUUGGCAACCUCAAGGUUGGGACUGAGGUAACCUACACAGUUGAGAUGAACAAGUUUGGUAUGCCUCAGGCACGCGAUCUGGCCACUCUGGAUGGGAAACCUCCGGGCCCUCCACCUGCAAGCGUUGCCAAGGGUGGAGCAAAGCCAAGAUCGUCUGCCAAGAAGAAGGCGAAGGACGAAGAUGGUGCCAAUCCAAGGAAAGCAGCGCCCAAGGCCGGUUCGACGGAAAUGGCUGGCCCGACAGGUCACCUCCCCGGACGGGGUGGGAGCUGCAGUUAG